Messenger RNA from Oncorhynchus keta (chum salmon), 4284 nucleotides. Its product is annotated as LIM domain-containing protein 2-like. Gene Ontology annotation, biological process: actin filament bundle assembly. NCBI's taxonomy places the organism in Eukaryota, Metazoa, Chordata, Actinopteri, Salmoniformes, Salmonidae. The transcript has 4 exons. Gene Ontology annotation, molecular function: actin filament binding. The record is from RefSeq and is a predicted model, not a curated record. Gene Ontology annotation, cellular component: actin cytoskeleton; plasma membrane. The coding region runs from base 167 to 511 and encodes 114 amino acids.
ACGACUCUUGAAAAACAAGAGCAGGGGAGCCAAGCUGAGGUAACUCGCCGGGUCUGUAGGAAGAAUCCUGACAGCAGAAAUCGGGGAAACGAAUGAGAAAGCAAUCGAUCACAGCCUAUUGAUCACCAAAUUGUCUUUCUAUUUAAACGUUGACGAAAGUACACAGAUGGACAACAGAAAUGCCCCUGAAGAUAAACCUGUCCAGCGCUCCAAAUCCUUCAGCUUCAAGACACCGAGGGAGGUGUGCUCGUCAUGUGAGAAGACCGUCUACCCCAUGGAGAGAUUGGUGGCUAACAACCUGAUAUUCCACUCGGCCUGUUUCUGCUGCAAACACUGCAACACCAAACUCAGCCUGGGCACAUUUGCUGCCCUUUCGGGUGAUUUCUACUGCAAGCCGCACUUCCAGCAGCUCUUCAAGAGCAAAGGCAACUAUGAUGAGGGCUUUGGCCGCAAGCAACACAAGGAGCUUUGGACCUCCAAGGAGGGAGAGAACAUAACUAAGACUGCGUAGCCACGCCUGUCUGUGUCCCAACCGCUCUCCCACGGGAAAGGCUAUACGGACACUCCUGACCUGCAAACCAACUUUUAUUUUCAGAAUUGGUAACGGUCAGGGUUAGUUUUAGAUUUUGGGUAGUUUUGCAGGUCAGCAGUAUCCUACUGGCAUUUCCCAUCUCAUCCCCAAAGCUGCCUCGUCUCCACCUCCAACGUGCAUAAUAGAGCACCAACGUGUCAUGAGGGGUGCAGUCAACGCUCCUGUGCGCUCGCUCCCCAUGGAAGACACACACCCACUAUGACUGGCCGGUCACGCUCCCCAUGGAAGACACACACCCACUAUGACUGGCCGGUCACGCUCCCCAUGGAAGACACACACCCACUAUGACUGGCCGGUCACGCUCCCCAUGGAAGACACACACCCACUAUGACUGGCCGGUCACGCUCCCUGUUGCUCUGAAUUUUAUUUAGUGGGGUGUUUAUUCCUUUCAUUUGGUUAUAGUAUCAUUUUUAUUUUAUAUUUGCUCUUUUGAAAUUGUUAAUUGUGACCAAACUGCUUAUUCACAAACCAGUAUGUUUUUGCUGUCUUUUUGAGGACUACACAAUUGUUUUCUUGUUUAUUUUUCAGAUAAAUUUGCACCCUUUUGACGCAAGGGACCGUAUGCUCAGGUGAACAUAUGGUUAGAGAAGCUGGAGUUCACCCUCAGCUGUAGAACUUACUCAGGUCAACCAUACUGAGCUAGGUUCAUUAGCACGUUUGUAUUUUAUGACCUCUUUUUAGUUCCAUAUAGUCAAUUAAAUCUAACGGCAAUUUUAAAGACCAGUCCUCUGCAUUGCGGUAGCACCUGCGGAAGCCUAUUUGUGAGUUUGUCAGGGUUCACUUAUCUGAGAAACAAACAUGGUACUGUAAAACUGUCACACGUUCUCUCUCUCUCUCUGGGUACAUUUAGUUGAAUUCUGUCUUAUUGUUCAGAUGUUAUUUUUGCUCCUAUGAUCUGAAUGGCUGCUAGGUUUCAGUUCUGCAUGUUUGUCCUGUAUGAGUCUUAGCUGUCAUACCUUUAGUCUGUACUGCCCUCCUGUGUUCUGGGUGACUUUUUAAAUCUAAUCUGCUUCAUUGACUCUUAAUCUCACUUUUCUGGAUUUAAAAGGCUCUCUUUGCUCUGUUAUUUGCCGGGUUUGACGGUCAUGUGAUAAGUUGCUCUUCACUCGUAGAGGCUUUUUCGUCUUUAUUCUGAAUAUGAGAAGUAUCUCAUAUCUCAUAGUAUCAUAGUAUCUCAUAGUAUCUCAUAGUAUCUCAUAGUAUCUCAUAGGUGUUACAUAGCUUGUGCUUAGUGAACAUAUCACACUAUACUGUGCACAUAUGACCAUGCAUGUUAACCAGACAAGUCUAUGUUAGAUUGACAGGGAACAUAGCCUAACAGGAAACCACAACUGUCACGCUAAUAUCCCCUGCUGCUUCCUGUUCAUGCAGAGCUGUCUGUUCAUGUACUAAAUUGGGCUAAGUUGGUGUGUAAAACUAAGCGGAACUUUCGGAUCUUUCAAGACAACUGUGAACUCUGGUGGGGGAAGAAUGUCAAAAUUCUGAUGUCUGUGAUCUGCCAAUUGGGAAAGUCGGCUCUAGAAAGAGGCCAGAGUUUCUGACGCAGAAUUAUGAGUUGGAUGACCUUUUAAAACAACAACAAAUCCCAUCAACUUUUUUUCUUUGAGUUCCCUGUUGUCUUGAAUGAAAGUCUUGAGAAUUCCGUGUUCUGAAUGUGGCAGAAAUUCACAUAUGACUGGGAUGUCCUGACGGGGCCACAAGUGAAAUCACAUAAUGUAAAAAAAUAUAUAUAUACUAUCGUGCUUCUCCAGUGACAUCACAUCUGCAAACAUAAAUAUCUUUUAUUAUUUUUAUAAAUGCCUCAUGGCUUUCUUGUCUCGACUGCAUCACGUGAUUCUGAGCAGAGGUGGUGGAUUUGUGAAGAUGGUUCACUUCAGGCCGUUUACCAUUGGGGGAAAAUAUAGUCAAGUUUCAGUCUGCUGAACAGGGUGGAUCUCCCAUCGACACCAAUGUGAUAGAUGGCAGCUGGGUCUGGUCUACUUUAUUGACUAAUGUAACCAGAAAGAAUGAGGGAGUGGGAUGUCUCGCUGCUGCGCCAUCUCUGAUUUUGAGCACCAGGACCUAGUACUAUGUGAGGGGUGGGCGCUAACAGGGAAUGUUGUUUGAACUGGGGCAUGUUCAGGGGAAUUCCUACGCAGUGAGUAAAGCCCAGGCCUACAGUGCCCUGAACCUCAGAGUAGCGCCUCCUGGUGGGAGAAGAGAGGUCGGAAAUGCUUGAGUCAGUUCAGCCAGUCCCAGUAAAGGCUUGAGAUAUUACUUACCACACAAUUGUCAAUAAACACGUUUGCCCCCAGUAAUUUCUUCUGUAUAGCUUUUACUCAUUUUUUUUAAGACGUGGGAGGGGCCUUGGGAUGAAACGGUUGUGCUACAUGUAUUUUUUUUAGGUUGGAAUGUUCUAAAGCAACACCUGCUUUGGCCAACAAACUCAAUAGAUAAGAUGUUUUUUUUCUUCAUUCUAGCUUUAGAAUGAAACUAAAGCCAUUGAAUUACAUCAUUUGGGAAGUAUUCAAUGCCACAACACUUGAAUGACACAAUGUAUAUUGUGAUGGAAAGUUUACUGUGAAUUAUAAACUGGGUGGUUCGAAUGCUGAUUGGCUGAAAGCCGUGUUAUAUCAGACCGCAUACCACUGGUAUGACAAAUCAUUUAUUUUUACUAAUCUAAUAAUAUUGGUAACCAGUUUAUAAUAGCAAUGAGGCACCUUGGGGGUUUGUGCUAUGUUGGGAAUAUACCAAACCUCCUCGGGCUUCAUUGCUUAAUUAGAGCAUGCUGUGCAGAAUAGGAAAUAAAAUGUUACUUUUUGAUAAGUAAAUCCUUAGAAAUAAAUGGCAAAAACUAUUGCCUAACAUGUAAUGCUUUUUCAAAACAAUUUUUUGUUUUUGAGUGCACAUACCUUUCUCCCUGUUCCAGCCUAUUCCCCUGUGAAUGAAAAGAAUCUUUCUGCUUGUUUUCCACUUAGUCCCUGUGGUGGAUAUGAGUGGUUUCACUCAGCCAGAAGUUUACGUACCCGCUCAUCUUCCACUCUCUCUUGAAUGGUUUUCAUUUUUUCAGUACAUUUCCUCAAGUUGUAAAGUUAUCUAUUUGUUUUUUAAAAUUUGUAACAGUCCUCGAGACCACCCAGAAUGCUUUGUAACCAAGAAUAUCAUAUCAAAUAACACUGUGUCCAUAUCGUCUUAUGUGUGAGGAGUGUACCAAGGUACAACGGCGUUAUCCUGUGAAUAAACUUUCUUUGUGUAGAGAAACAAAUAAAAAGAAAGUAGGUGCACAUUUCCAUACUGGUACCAGGAGGCUCAGGUCUAUGAGAGCUGUGUGACUGUCUGUUCUGCGAGUCAUGUAGUUGUGUGCAAAAUUGGAUGUAGACUUAACAUUUAUUUUUCAAUGCAGGUGUCACUGUUGUCAAAAUGUGAAUGUAUGCAUUUAAAAACAAAAACAUUCUGUAUAACUUGACCUGUGGAUGGUGACCUUGCAAGCAAAAAGGACGUUUUGGCUCUUACUCGUCUUUCACCUCUACUCUCUUCUUUUGGAUUAUUACUCCAGUUAAAUUGUGUUGUAGAAGAACGUGAUUAUAAAUAAUGUGAUUUGUCCCCCUCACACCUACACACAAUCAAAUGUAUUUUGUUUGAUCAUUUUCUUUCAGUAGUUUACAUUUUUACAUGCUUUUGGAAAAAUAAAUGAAGAUGCUGGUGAUAAGUGA